GAUGCUAAAAAGGUAUAAUCUUCAUGAAAAGCACAAUUAUAAUGAGUAGAGGUACGGGAGAGGAUUGAUGCUCUCACUGGGUAGAACUGGCGAUGUCAAGAUUAUCUUGCGUGGUGACGACUUCUUGUUGAAAGUAAGAGGGAACGAUAAUGAGAUGAUUGCUCCGUUUGAUCAGAGCAUGAAUCCUAUAAAGCAAACUCGCUACUUAUUUUCUCGAGAAGGUUUCUUGCUCGCUUUUGGGGGAUGAUGCAUUUUUGUUCAUUCUGACGAUAUCAUGGCAG
Molecule: messenger RNA, 281 nt
Organism: Aureobasidium pullulans EXF-150
Lineage: Eukaryota; Fungi; Ascomycota; Dothideomycetes; Dothideales; Saccotheciaceae
Exons: 1
Coding region: 68-247 (59 amino acids)
Source: RefSeq, a predicted model, not a curated record